Molecule: messenger RNA, 1434 nt
Organism: Hibiscus syriacus
Lineage: Eukaryota; Viridiplantae; Streptophyta; Magnoliopsida; Malvales; Malvaceae
Product: BTB/POZ and MATH domain-containing protein 4-like
Exons: 4
Coding region: 65-1336 (423 amino acids)
Biological process (GO): protein ubiquitination
Molecular function (GO): protein binding
Source: RefSeq, a predicted model, not a curated record
AAAUCAUUCCCCCUUUUCUUUGUCCGUCAGUUUCCCCGGAAAACCCUCAAAACUCCACCGACCCAUGCCGUCAUCUCCCUUGGGCUCGCCGACGGGCUCCCGGUCUGUAACCAAGACCGUCAAUGGCUCCCACCACUUCACAAUCAAGGGCUAUUCCUUAGCCAAAGGCAUGGGCGUAGGCAAACACAUAGCCAGCGAGACCUUCACCGUGGGAGGUUAUCAAUGGGCAAUUUACUUUUACCCCGAUGGCAAAAACUCUGAAGAUCAUUCUACAUAUGUCUCCGUUUUCGUGGCUUUAGCAAGCGAAGGCACCGAUGUUAGAGCCCUUUUCCAGUUAACUCUUCUGGACCAAAGUGGGAAAGGGAAACAUAAAGUUCAUAGCCAUUUCGAUCGAGCUCUCGAGAGCGGCCCAUAUACGCUUAAGUAUAGGGGAAGUAUGUGGGGAUACAAGCGUUUCUUCAGGCGGGCUAUGCUUGAAACAUCUGAUUUCCUGAAGGAUGAUUGCUUAAAAAUAAAUUGCACUGUUGGUGUUGUGGUUUCAGAAAUAGACUGCCCAAGGUUGCAUUCCAUACAGGUCCCUGAGUCUGAUAUUGGCUCCCAUUUUGGCAUGUUAUUGGAAAAUGAAGAAGGUUCAGAUAUUAUUUUUAAUGUGUUUGGGGAAAAGUUUCAUGCUCACAAGCUGGUGUUAGCUGCUAGGUCCCCUGUAUUUGAAGCUGAAUUUUCUGAUCGGAUGGAAGAAGAUGAUAACGAAAUAGUUGUUACAAAUAUGGAGCCCAGGGUUUUUAAGGCUUUGCUGCACUUCAUCUACAGAGACAGCCUUGUUGAGGUUGAGGAGCUUUCCGGGACUAGUUCAUCUUGUAUGUCAUCCGUACCUGAUGCAUUAACAGCAAAAUUGUUGGAAGCUGCAGACAAAUAUGACUUACCUAGACUUAGAUUGAUAUGUGAGUCUGUACUCUGCAAGGAAAUAUCUGUGAACUCAGUCGCAAACAUUUUAGCCCUUGCUGAUCGUCAUCAUGCUAUGGAUCUAAAAGCUGUCUGCUUAAAAUUCGCAGCUGAAAAUCUUGUUGCUGUUAUGCGCUCAGAUGGUUUCGAGUAUCUCAAAGAAAACUGCCCGUCACUGCAGUCGGAGAUACUCAAGACAGUUGCAGGCUGCGAGGAAGAAUUCAGCGGUGGGGGAAAGAGCCGAAGCGUGUGGGCACAGUUUUCUGAUGGUGGCGAUACAAUUAACAGGAGUGUAAGGCAAGAAACUUGGGAAAACGGAGGGGAACAAAAUCAAGGUGUGUGGGUUCAGCUUGAAGAAGGUGGCGGUGAAGGGAGUCCAAGGCAAGAAGAAUAGUGCUGCUACAGCCGCCGCUGGUGAAACAUGGUACAUUGCAUUUAUAACUAACAUUUGAGGACAUUAGAUGGGGGUAAAACAAAAGAAAAGGGCAUGGU